AUGGCAGCCUUGCAGGAGUGCGGAUACUGGCUAUUCAAUCAUUCAGCCCAAAGAUCAGGCCUAUUGAACACACCCAAUGAUUUGAUCUUCGCAUGGCAAGAAUCAAGAUGCUGGUUCAGCGGCAUACAGCCGUCCGUUCCGGUCCCGCAGAUAGGUGUGCCUUUGAGUUUUCAGUUGCCUUUGUUUUUCCUGCAACGUGUGCUCUUUGUUCAGUCUUCAAUGCGUCGCGAAGCAGUAAAGCUCAUGAAACUUUCGCGAGAGGGAAAUGGUCUGCAAGAGGAUACUCUACAAAUGCAAGAAGGACGAGGACGUCGAAAAAGGGCGAAGCCGAGCGAAACGAAGCCGGGCGAACCGACCCACCGUCACUGGAGAAACUAUGGAGCAACACCCAAUUCGCAUACGAAAAUCGCCUGGCGAAGCCGAGCGAACCGAAGCCGGGCGAACCGACCCACCGUCACUGGAGAAACUAUGGAGCAACACCCAAUCCACAUACGGAAGGGGAUUGCCGGGCAAAGCCGGGCGAACCGACCCACCGUCACUGGAGAAACUAUGGAGCAACACCCAAUUCGCAUACGAAAAUCGCCUGGCGAAGCCGAGCGAACCGAAGCCGGGCGAACCGACCCACCGUCACUGGAGAAACUAUGGGGCAACACCCAAUUCGCACACGAAAUCGCCACGCGAAGCCGGGCGAACCGACCCACCGUCACUGGAGAAACUAUGGGGCAACACCCAAUUCGCAUACGCACGCGAACCGGGGAACGCGAAGCCGGCGAGCCGACCCACCGUCACAUGGAGAAACUAUGGGGCAACCACCCAGUUUCGCAAUACGGAAGGGGAUUAGCCGGGCAAAGCCGGCGAACCGAAGCCGGCGAACGGGCGACUGACGCCGACUUUAAGAAUAACUAUGGAGAAAACUAUGGAGCAACACCCAAGUUCGCAUACGAAUCGCCAGGCGAAGCCGAGCGAACCGAAGUCCGGGCGAACCGAUCCACGCGAAGCCGAGCGAAAACGAAGGCCGGCGAACCGAUCCACCGGUCACUGGAGAACUAUGCGAGCAUAUCACAUAGCCAUUCGCAAAUACGAAAAUCGCCUGGCGAAGCCGAGCGAACCGAAGCCGGGCGAACCGACCCACCGUCAGCUGGGAGAAAGCUAUGGAGCAAACACCCAUUCGCAAUACGAAAAUCGCCUGGGCGAAGCCGAGCGAACGAAGCCGGGGCGAACCGACCCGCCGUCACUGGAAGAAACUAUGGGGCAACACCCAGUGCCACAUCGGAAGGGGAUUGCCGGGUAAAAGCCGGGCGAAACCCGAAGCCUGGGCGAACCGAAUCACCGUCAGCUGGAGGAACUAUGAGGGAAAAGCGAACCCAGUUCGCAUACGGAAGGGGAUUGCCGCGCAAAGCCGGGCGAGAACGCGAAGCCGGGCGAACCGAAUCACCGUCAGCUGGAGAAACUAUGGAGGGAAAUCCAGUUCGCAUACGGAAGGGGAUUGCGGGCAAAGCCGGCGAACCGAAGCGGGCGAAGACCGAUCACCGUGCCAGUGGAGAAAGCUAUGGGGGCAACAACCCAUUCGCAUACCGAAAUCGCCACGCGAAGCCGGGGAACCGAAGCCGGGCGAGCCGACCACCGUCACUGGAGAAACUAGGGGGCAAACACGCCAGUUUCGCCGUACGGAAGGGGAUUGCCGGGCAAACGGGCGAACCGAAGCCGGGGCGAACCGACUGA
Cooperia oncophora is the source of this 1722-nucleotide messenger RNA. Lineage: Eukaryota; Metazoa; Nematoda; Chromadorea; Rhabditida; Trichostrongylidae. The record is from the annotation of a GenBank genome assembly.